AUGCCGGGACAUAACCCUUUUGGGAUUGGCCUGCCAUCCAAGGGGAUAAAAAAUGAAGACAGCCUCUUUCCAUCCCCAUGGGAUGAGUUUUUGCCCUCCACGGGCAGAAACCCCAAGCUUACCAUCUCCCUUCUCACCCUCUCCAGCCUUACAGGGCGUGAUGUCCUGACACCCUUCCCAGGCCUGGGCACAGCGGCAGCCCCGGCACAGGCUGGUGCCCACCUGAAGCAGUGUGAUCUGCUGAAGCUGUCUCGGCGGCAGAAGCAGCUCUGCAGAAGGGAGCCUGGGCUGGCCGAGACCCUGAGGGAUGCAGCACACCUGGGGCUGCUGGAAUGCCAGUUCCAGUUCAGACAGGAGCGCUGGAACUGCAGCCUGGAGGGGAGGACUGGCCUGCUGCAGAGAGGCUUCAAGGAGACAGCUUUCCUGUAUGCUGUGUCUGCAGCUGCCCUCACACAUGCGCUGGCCCGGGCCUGCAGUGCAGGGCGCAUGGAGCGUUGCACCUGCGAUGACUCUCCAGGCCUGGAGAGCAGGCAGGCCUGGCAAUGGGGUGUGUGUGGUGAUAACCUGAAGUACAGCACCAAGUUCCUAAGCAACUUCCUGGGGCCCAAGAGAGGAAGCAAGGACCUACGAGCCCGAGCUGAUGCCCACAACACCCAUGUGGGCAUCAAGGCUGUGAAGAGUGGCCUGAGAACAACCUGUAAGUGCCAUGGUGUGUCAGGCUCCUGUGCUGUGCGUACCUGUUGGAAGCAGCUCUCCCCAUUUCGAGAGACUGGCCAGGUGCUGAAGCUACGCUAUGACACGGCCGUCAAGGUAUCCAGUGCCACCAAUGAGGCUUUGGGCCGUCUGGAGCUGUGGGUGCCCGCUAAGCCAGGUGGGCCUGCCAAGGGCCUAACACCUCGCCCUGGGGACCUGGUCUACAUGGAAGAUUCUCCCAGCUUCUGCCGGCCCAGCAAGUACUCUCCGGGCACGGCAGGCAGAGUGUGUUCUCGGGAUGCAAGCUGCAGCAGCCUGUGCUGUGGGCGAGGCUAUGACACCCAGAGCCGCAUGGUGGCUUUCUCCUGCCACUGCCAGGUGCAGUGGUGCUGCUAUGUGGAGUGCCAGCAGUGUGCGCAGCAAGAGCUUGUGUAUACCUGCAAGCGCUAGGCCUCGGCCGGAUGGGACUGUGGUACUGCCAGGACUCCCGUGGCACAGGACUCCGGCAAGCACCUAUCUGCAAAUGCAUGUGCCAUGCACAAGAGCGUGCCACUCAUCUCUCACCCCCAACUGAUCGCUGGCCCUCCUUCUGCCUUCAUCAUCAUUCAGCAGAGAGAAACAAAGCCCCGUCUCUGAGUCCCAUGAUCACCAACCUGGCUGAGGACUUGGGGCAGAUCAGACUGAGAAGAGAAGACCAGGGGAGGGCAGGGAUGAUGCUAUGCCAGAGAUGCUUCCCAUCCCAAGGCCAACAAAAGCUGGGAGGAUAUGGAGGAGGAAGGCAGAGCCAGCUGGAGUGGGGCGGGGGGCAUCCAACUGAGCAUGGCCAACCUGUUGUGGUAUCCCCACUCUGGUGGCAGAGAGCUCUGGGUGCCACAUGCCUGCCCUGCUUUGGGAGGGGGUGUGCUUUGCACACUGGAGACUGUCCGAGAUGUUUAUUGGGAGCAAGGAAAGCUUUUUAGGCUUGGGUGGAUCAGGUCACCUGAAGUCUUGUGUCCUGGUACUCAAGGCUGCCUCCUUGUCUCCUUGUCUUGAGAGCUGCCAUCCAGCUCUGCUCAGUGAGACCCCCUAAUGCAUCUAAGAAGGGUGCAGGAGCCAGUCUUCAUGGUUGAGUGGUGGAGACAGGGGCCCUUUCUCUUUUCCUUGGUGGCCAAAGGAAUCUUUAAUCACAGCCCAGAGGAGGAGAGGCAGUGUCCUGAUGCAUGGAAGAGAUAUGGCAGGCUGUAUUAAAACACCGCUCUGGAGUGUGUUCUGCCAGUUCCCUUUGACCGGGGUCUCCCUGAGCUGCGAGGCCCGCACGCAUGUUAGUAACACUUGUGAAGAAUGGUUGGCUCAUGAGCCAUGUGUCUGCUUACUUCCCUGCUCUCAGGAUGCAGACGCUGGCUUUUGCCCUGGCUGAGUCUUUGCUAAGCCUCUCUCCUCAGUGACCCCAUUCCUUUACUAAUGGCCCCUUCACUUGGGCUCCUACCGGGAGGAGUAGAAUGACUGCUGAUGGACCAAGUAGGCAUUUUUAAUGUCUCCUGACAAGGCCCCUGAAAAAGGAGAGAAGCCAGUGCCCAGGUACAGGCCCACACAGAUGCACACACACACACAGCCUAGCCAGGCAUAGGCUUCCCAUGGAGCAGUGCACAUCUCUCCAGCCUAGGACACUGGGGUCACUCUGCUGGAGUUCUGCAUGCUUCCCCAGGGCAGGACCCAAGACCAGCAGGGAGGAAAUGACCUCCUUUGGGAAGCCUUUGGCCACUUGGCUGGCUGUGCGGCUCCCUCCUACCCCCACCCGCCCGCUCCUUCCUCUCUGAACCCUGUCAGGGUUACUAUCCUUCUGCAGGAACAGGAAGCUUUGGAAUCAGUGGGUGCUCAGCAAACACUGACCAUGACAGCUCCAGGAAGGAGGCUCUAUGGGCCAGAAGGGGCCACCCUAUCUUCAGUGGCUCAGGGCAGCAUGAGGAUACUGGAAGGAUCUUUGAUGGUAGGAGCUCCAAGAAGAGCCACAGUGACCUGAGACCCUCCCCUGGAAUGACUUUGCUGACCAAAGAAGCCCACCGCUAGCUUCCUAUUUUCCUGCUGAAGGUUGACUUGUUCCUUGGUAGCCUAAGGCAUCCUUCUCCUGUGUGACCUUGUUCCUUGGUUACCUACUCUCUGUGACCACUACUCUGCCUGGAGGCUAUACAGGCAAGAAGGGAGCCGGAAACAACUUGGGGACUAGGACACUCUGACCUACAACCAUACCACCUGUACCCUGACUCUAUGGUCAGGAGGGCAGGGGUGCAGAAGGGUCAAAGUCGGACUUGAAGCCUAGGCUGUGGCUGGCUGUUAACACUGAUGCCCUAGCCCCCAGUCUGACCCUCUCCCUCCCUUCUUUCUUUCUCCAAGGCCCCUUUCUUUCUGUUCCCCUAACAUCCCACCCCAGUUAUGCUGGGGCCCCUCAGACUGGAACUUUAAGGGAGAUGUUCACAGGGUAUUUCUGCCUACCUCAUACAUAUAGUUUUUAGAAAAUAAUUUAUAUAGCUAAGAUAUAUGGGAAAGUAUUUAUGUUAUUUAUAUAGCUUCUCUAUUUCUUGGGCACCACAUGUGGGGUUCAACGUGUUUACCCAGAAGCCUCUGGGGAAACACAACUGAGUCUUCCAGGGGCGCUCACGGAGCUGGAUACCAGGUAGCUGAGGGAGGUCACAGUUCCUGUGUCUCAUGGAAGACUGUCUUGGAGCUUGGGAGUACACAUCCGUCCUGAGAUGAGCUCUGUGAAACUGAGCAGGGUCUUUCUUGUGAGGUCUGUGGAUUCCCUGUCUCUGGGCCCCAGGAGGCCUUUCUGCUCUGUCCAAAGGGUUUUGCUCAUAAAGGACAAAAAGAAUGGGCACUUUCCAAUUUUAGAAACACUCUUCUCUUCACUCUCCCUUGAUUUCUCCAUUUUCCCUGUAAGGUUAGGUUAGAUGAGGCCAAAGUACUCUAUCCAUUUUCCAAAUUUGGCCCAGAGAUAGAGGCCUGUGCUCAAAGUCACAUGAAGAGAACAAUGAGUGAAUAUUGACUUGAACAUGCCCCAAUAACUGGGGGAGUGGACCUCCUCCAAACCUAAGAGCCAAAGCCACUAAUCUCACCCUGAACCUAGAAACUAAGGGAGGUCCUUGCUAUGUGUGACCUUUGUCUUCCCCCCUGGACAACAUGCUAGUUUCUCCAGCAAGCUGAGUCUCAUAUCUCAGGACUGGGACUUCCUGAGAAGCCUGGAGAGACAAAGACUCCAUGGAGGUCAUUUUUGGGGGGUCCUGCAGCACACAUCACCCAAGAUAUAGUUUCCAGCCCCUUCCAGCCCAGAGAUGAGUUUUGUUUGCUUUCUUUCAUGUUUUUGCCUUUGAAAAUGAAUUAUUUCCCACUGGGCUUUGAAAAUCAGUUGCACUGGCAAAUGGGACUGGCAUCCUGAUAGGCUGCCAGCAUUGGGAGCCACACCAGACAGAAUGCAUGGGACCCCCUCUUAUCCCAGAGUCCCCUGCCCUUCCUCAAGUCAUACAUGCUCCCAUCUGGCUUUCAUGGGCAUGCAGAACCUGUCUCCUGGCCUGCAUAUAGCCAGAUGUUCUGACACCCGCUGUUGGCAGAUGGAUGACCACACAGACUGUGCCAGCCCUGAAGAUCAUGUCUUUCUUUCCAGUGUCAUCUCAACAGCCACGAACUGCCAGUACUUCCCCUCUGAGCACAUUUGAGAACGACAAUGGAAGCCCUACUUUUUUAAUGCUGUCACACACUUAAGAGCCAGUCCCAGCUUCAUGAGGCUGACGUGCUGGAGAGAAGAAAGCUAACAAACCAAUAAACUAUGCACUGGGUA
This is a messenger RNA of Mesocricetus auratus (golden hamster), 4501 nucleotides long. It is a transcript of the gene Wnt9b, whose product is annotated as Wnt family member 9B. Lineage: Eukaryota; Metazoa; Chordata; Mammalia; Rodentia; Cricetidae. Gene Ontology annotation, molecular function: frizzled binding; cytokine activity. The transcript has 4 exons. Gene Ontology annotation, biological process: canonical Wnt signaling pathway; cell fate commitment; neuron differentiation. Bases 1 to 1143 code for a protein of 380 amino acids. The record is from RefSeq and is a predicted model, not a curated record. Gene Ontology annotation, cellular component: extracellular region.